This is a messenger RNA of Fusarium fujikuroi IMI 58289, 1620 nucleotides long. RefSeq lists its product as uncharacterized. The transcript has 4 exons. Gene Ontology annotation, biological process: arachidonate metabolic process. Bases 1 to 1620 code for a protein of 539 amino acids. Lineage: Eukaryota; Fungi; Ascomycota; Sordariomycetes; Hypocreales; Nectriaceae. The record is from RefSeq and is a predicted model, not a curated record. Gene Ontology annotation, cellular component: membrane.
AUGACUACCUCACCGUCUGAAGCCUCCGGUACCUUACAGCACCAAGCGAGUGGAGCGAGUAGUGCCGACAAUGAUCCUUCGAUUCCUAUUCGCGGACCUGAACACAUCUCAUAUGAAGAGGGACCGUGGGCUCAUAAGACAAUCCUUUCAUUCGAUGGUGGUGGUAUUCGCGGCUACUCAAGUCUUCUGGUGCUCAAACGCAUCAUGAUUCGAAUACAGGAAUUAGAGCGUGGCCACGAAGAGUACCGAGCCCCCAGCAGCGACUUCUACCGUUGGAAGGGGGCACCUGAGGAGAACAUCGUAGAAGAUAACCCAGACCCAGAUCGAGUCGAUAAGUAUCUUCCGUGCCACUACUUUGACUAUGUCGCUGGGACCUCGACGGGGGGACUGAGUAGCAUCAUGCUGGGAAGACUGCGUAUGUCUGUUGACCAAGCAUUGGACACAUACAAGUCAUUCGGAAACGAUAUAUUUGGGAAACCAAGGCUGUUUCACGAGCGUUCAUACUGCUAUUAUCCCCGGGCAAAUUUCUCAAGUCGCAAGACACAUGAGGCAUUUCAGGAGAUCAUCUACAAGGUUCUUCAACAAGAAAAGGCCUGCUUUAGGAGUGAGGCCGAAGUUGAGCCCCUAAAGUACAGAGAAGACCGAACCAAAACUAUCGUUAUCUCAUGGGCUAUAAAAAAAGAUGGUGGUGUCAGUAAAGAAUUUGUCUGGAGAAGUUACGACAAUGAAACUAGUCCCAAUGAACCUAAUCUACCUAAGACUGAUCACUGGAGUCCAUCCAAUCCGGGACCGGCUCACACAACUGCCAUUUGGGAGGUUGCUCGUGCAACAACAGCUGCGCCGGGGUACUUCGAGUCCAUCAAGAUCAUAGGAAGAAAGUUCUUUGACGGUGGUAUGGCAGCCAACAACCCCUCAUUAACUGCUGUCAGAGAAAUCCAUAACCUUCACCAACUAGUUCCAGAUCUCUUCGUCAGUAUUGGAACAGGGUUGAAGCCCCACUCGGAUGAUGAGAAUAAUGCUGUACUCAGCGAAGCCAAUGGCCAUACCAGAACGCCAAGAAGGGAAACAAUCAAAGAUGGCGGUAGACGCAAACAGUUCGGGAAGAAGUGGUGGGAGAUAGGCAAAUAUUGGAAGAACUGGAUGGUUGACACUGAGGGACCUCACGGCACCAACGGGUGGCGAGACCGCUGCAAUACGAUCAAACUGAAAGAUGCAUACAGACUGAACGUUGAAGGCGAUCUUCACACCAUACCUCUCGAUGACUGGCGUCCGUCAAAAACUGGAGAAGAUACCCUCAGCUUUAUUGAAGCACAGACGAGGCAAUAUCUCGCCGACUCCAAUGUCAACGAUUGCAUCAACUCCAUCGCGAGCAAAGCGGUUGAAAUAAGACGGCGACGCGCUGCGACCGAGCAGUGGGAGCGAUUCGCAGUGGAUGUAAUUUAUUGCUGCAAAAGAAACUGUACGAACAAAAAGUACGACACUAGGGCGCAGUUAAGAGAACAUCUACAAAAAGGUAUAGCACAUAGAGGGGAUAGAAUCAGUGAUGGGAAGCAGCUUGAGGAGGAACUCAACGCUUCUAGGUCUUUGAAACCUAAGAGACCAGUUGAAAUAAGGAGGUGA